Cucurbita pepo subsp. pepo (vegetable marrow) is the source of this 1019-nucleotide messenger RNA. RefSeq names its product peroxidase 4-like. The record is from RefSeq and is a predicted model, not a curated record. Gene Ontology annotation, biological process: hydrogen peroxide catabolic process; response to oxidative stress. Gene Ontology annotation, molecular function: peroxidase activity; heme binding. NCBI's taxonomy places the organism in Eukaryota, Viridiplantae, Streptophyta, Magnoliopsida, Cucurbitales, Cucurbitaceae.
UCUUCAUUGCUUUUCCAAUAAUCUCUCCUUUUACUUUGAAAUCCAUGGCGAUUGUAACCCUUUCUCGUCCCAACAAAAUGGUUGUGGCCUUAGCAUUAGCCUUAUUCGCCGUGUUCAUGGGGAACUCAUCGGCUCAUCUCUCUCCCGAUUUCUACUACAAGAGCUGCCCUAAGCUCCUUAGCACUGUCCAAGCUGGUGUUCGGUCUGCCGUGGCUAAGGAACCUCGCAUGGGCGCUUCCCUUCUCCGCCUCCACUUUCAUGACUGCUUCGUUAACGGUUGCGAUGGAUCGAUUCUUCUGGAAGAUACUCCUACGUUUACGGGAGAGCAAACUGCAGCUCCUAAUAAUAGAUCCGUUAGAGGGUUCAAUGUGAUUGAGAGUAUAAAGAAAAAUGUUGAAAAAGUUUGUCCUGGUGUUGUCUCUUGUGCUGAUAUAUUGACUCUUUCUGCUCGUGACUCUGUCGUGGCUCUUGGAGGACCAAGUUGGAAGGUUAAAUUAGGGAGAAGAGAUUCCAAAACAGCCAGCUUCUCUGACGUCGUUGGUGCCAUUCCUCCGCCAACUUCCACCCUCGACACCCUCAUCAACCGAUUCAACACCAAGGGCCUCUCCCCUCGAGACUUGGUUGCCUUAUCCGGAGCCCACACCAUUGGACAAGCUCGGUGUUUGUUUUUCAAGAACCGUAUAUACAACGAAACCAACAUCGACAAGUCAUUUGCUAAAGAGAGGCAACGAAGCUGCCCAAGAAAUGGAGGAGACGACAAUCGUGCCCCUUUGGACUUUAGAACCCCAAAGCUUUUCGAUAACUACUACUACAAGAACCUUUUGGAGAAGAAGGCUUUGCUCCGCUCCGAUCAAGUCCUCCACGACGGCGGAUCCACCGAUUCCUUGGUUGAACUCUACCGUGACGACAGUAAUGCCUUUGAGUCUGACUUCGUGGCUGCUAUGAUCAAGAUGGGCGACAUUCAGCCACUCACUGGAUCACAAGGUCAGAUCCGAAAGGUCUGCAGCCGACCCAAUUGA